UGCGCCGGUCGUAUUCUUGGUCAGUGAUUGUUCAUAUGUAAAUCAUUCAAUUCAAGAUGGCUGACAAAACGUUUCUUGACGAAGUUGACCAAAUUGAUUUGGAGCUUGACGUGCCUUUUAAUGAAUUUGAGGACGAAUUCCAACAAAAUACUACAAAUAAUAUCGAGAACUUACCCAAGCAAAGUAAUGAGACUGUAAAGGCUACAGAUUCUGCAGAAAAUUUAACUAAAAGUUGUGUGGUUGGUAAAGAGACUUUUGGCCUGUCAAAUGACGGUCACUUAAUAAAGUUAGGCAAACCUGAAUCUACAGGACACACAGAAUUGUCUAAAGAUGUAGAGGAAGGAGAAGUAUUAAUCCAGGAGGAAGAAAUGGAGUUGUUAAAGGACACUAUAACAGACGAUACAGAAGAUAGUAAUGUUGAAGAUGGUCAAAAUAUUUCACGUUUCGAUGAAAAUAGGGAGAAUUUAAAACGAAAAUUGGACAAUAAUGACGCAGCAUUGGACGAAGAAGCUGAUAUGGAUAUUGAUGAUAAUUUGAUAUUAGAAUCUGAUGAGGAAUCAAUGUUACAAGAGAAGAAAUGUAAAAAAGAAGAUAAUGUUGGUAAUGAAGAUGGCAAAGAUCAACCAAUGAAAAACCCUAGAGGUGGUAAGAAGAAAAAGAAAAAGAAAAAGAAAGUAGUGCCAGUGCAUUAUGGGAGAAUCCCUCGACCAAUUAUUGGAAGACUGUUUAGUCCUCUGAUGGCAACAGAACAUGAUGAACCUGAGGUACUUGCUGGUCAGAUGGCAGACAGAUUAGAAGAGGAAAAAGAGGAUCUCAUCUUAAGGGUAUUACAAACCAUAGGUAACAAAAAGGCAAUCGAAAUAUUUCAAGAAACAAAGAAAAUACAAGUAGAAGGAGGGAUGAGUACAGUUUAUGGAAACAGAAGACGAACUAGUGGAGGUAUCUUCAUUUACCUGUUAAAGAGCAAAGGUUAUGCAACUAAGGAGCAACUGAAAGAAAUAUUUGCUGUUGAAAGAGAAAAAGCCAAGCAAUUAAUCAAAGAACAGAAGAAAAGAGAUAAAGAGCUGAGGGAACAAGGAAUCAACGAUUUAAGACAAAAGCUGGCAGAGAAAAAAGAAAUGCUUUUGAAAGCUGAAGACAAUAAAUCAGAAAAUAAAAGUGUGUUGGAAGCGAGCAAAAGCGAAGACUUAUAGUCCUAGAACGAUUAAAGAGAGAGGACUCAAUCACUAUCACUUUUUUUUUUCUGCUACGAAAAACGAAAACCAAAGACUCGUUAAAAACAUCAAAGAUCAGAGACAGCGAUGCGAGGCUGAUGCUUCUCUAAUUGCAUUACCAUAGCAACAAAAUCAAUAAAUCUGGGCGGCUUCUAA
Molecule: messenger RNA, 1370 nt
Organism: Actinia tenebrosa (Australian red waratah sea anemone)
Lineage: Eukaryota; Metazoa; Cnidaria; Anthozoa; Actiniaria; Actiniidae
Biological process (GO): snRNA export from nucleus
Source: RefSeq, a predicted model, not a curated record